AUGGAAAAUAGUGGAAGCGAAAGGGAAAUAAUGCAGCAGGACACAGAAAAGGUCCCCUCACACCAAACCGCCAGCACUAAUACUGGAGAAGCUCCAAAUUCAGUUGCGGUGGAUUGGGAUGGUCCAGAUGAUUCUCGAAAUCCGCUCAAUUGGCCGGUCUGGAAACGAGUUCUACUCGUCGGGACGAUCACAUGCGUCGUUUUCUCAACAUCAAUAGCAUCAUCUGCGAUCGCACCCGCAGUACCCCAGAUACUGAAGCAUUUUAAUUCGAGUAACGAAGAGCUUGGAACAUUGAUCGUCACAAUCGAGCUCCUAGGUACGGGCGUUGGUCCAAUGUUGAUGGGCCCAUUAUCUGAAAUAUUCGGGCGUCGCAUCAUCUACAACUGCGCAAAUAUCGGAUUCAGCGCUUUCUCGCUCGGGUGUGCCUUAACGCCGUCCCUAGCUGGUCUGGUAAUCAUGCGCUUUCUACAAGGCUGCUUUGCAUCAUGCUCACUCAACAAUGCACCAGGGACGAUAUCAGAUCUUGUCCCAGUACAUCGAAGAGGCUUCGCGAUGUCCAUAUACUCGAUGGGAUUUCUGCUUGGCCCAGCAGUUGGACCUAUUGCUGGCAGUUAUUUAGCUGCUGCUGCUGGAUGGAGAUGGGUAUUUUGGCUACUACUUAUCUUUAAUGGUACCAUGGGUAUUAUCUGUGGUAUUGUUUAUAGGGAAACAUACGCGCCUGUUCUCUUAGAACGACAAGCCGCAAAACUUCGGAAAGCUACCGGAAAUCCAAAUAUCUUUCCUAAGGGACAAUCUAAAGUACCUCCAACGACCCUUUUGAAACGAGCAGUCAGUCGACCUGUCAAGAUGUUUCUUUUCUGUCCCGUUGUCACUGGCCUGGCAAUAUACAACGCAAUUGUCUAUGGGUUCACUUACCUUCUAUUCUCUACAUUUUCCGUUGUCUUUCAAGGACAAUACAAUUUUGCCGAAGGAAGAUUGGGUCUCGUUUAUCUUGGUCUUGCAAUUGGCUUUUUGGUCUCUAUCAGUAUUGCGAGCUAUACCAACGAUAAAACUUAUCAACAUCUUACAGCAAAGCACGGCAUUGCAAAACCAGAAUAUCGUUUAGACUCAUUGGUCUACGGAGCAAUUGCCAUUCCUGUCGGGUUCUUCAUCUAUGGCUGGACCGCAGAAAAGCACAUUGACAGUGCUGUUCCCAUAGUAGCGACUGGUCUGGUGGGAUUCGGUGUCAUGUUCACAUUUAUACCCUUCAAUGUGUACAUGAUUGAUGCAUACACAAAGUAUGCUGCCAGUGCCAUUGCCGCAGGAAAUGUACUGAGAAGUCUCUCUGCUGCUCUUUUGCCUCUUUUCGGUAUCCCACUUUACAAUAAGCUAGGAUAUGGUUGGGGGAACUCUCUUUUGGCAUUCAUCUCCUUGGGGCUGGGUGCAAUGUGUUUGGUGUUCCGCAGAAACGGUGAACGGUGGAGAGAGAAGUUUUCCAUUCAACUCGACUGA
Messenger RNA from Penicillium angulare, 1491 nucleotides. Its product is annotated as MFS transporter. Gene Ontology annotation, molecular function: transmembrane transporter activity. Gene Ontology annotation, biological process: transmembrane transport. Lineage: Eukaryota; Fungi; Ascomycota; Eurotiomycetes; Eurotiales; Aspergillaceae. Bases 1 to 1491 code for a protein of 496 amino acids. The record is from RefSeq and is a predicted model, not a curated record. Gene Ontology annotation, cellular component: membrane. The transcript is spliced from 6 exons.